Messenger RNA from Vigna angularis (adzuki bean), 744 nucleotides. RefSeq lists its product as uncharacterized. The coding region runs from base 1 to 744 and encodes 247 amino acids. Lineage: Eukaryota; Viridiplantae; Streptophyta; Magnoliopsida; Fabales; Fabaceae. The transcript has 4 exons. The record is from RefSeq and is a predicted model, not a curated record.
AUGCAAAGGAUGAAAGAUUCAGAGACAAUCAAAGAUUAUGCGGACAAGCUUCUCGGCGUUGCAAACGAGAUAUGUCUUUUUGGCACUGAUAUUCCUGAUUCUCGAAUUGUUCAAAAAAUACUUGGUGAAGAAGAAGAUCUUUUUGUUGUUUCUUGCUUUGCCACUGCAAGAUCAACAAAAAGUUGGCUAAUUGAUAGUGGUUGCACGAACCACAUGACUUACAAUAAAGAAUUAUUCAAAGAUCUUGAUGCAACCUACAACACAAAUGUCAGAAUUGGAAACGGAGCAAAAAUAGUAGUGAAGGACAAAGGAACCAUCGUGAUCGAAGGUUGCACAGGUUUGAAAUUAAUUAUUGAUGUUCUAUACGUUCCUGAAAUUGAUCAAAACUUGUUGAGUGUUGGCCAACUUCUAGAGAAAGGCUAUAAAAUUGAUGAAGAGCAGUUUGUUGUGCACAAGGUUGAAGACAAUAUGCAGGUACAAGGGCUUCCUCAACUGGAAGAGAAAUCAUUCGAUUUCAAAGGACCUAAAAAAACCCCAUCUCUGAAUGACAAGAAAGUAGACCUAGUGGGUGUUAAAGUUGGUGAAAGUCAAAAUGAACCAAAAAAAUUAGAGGAAGAAGAGCAGCUUAAGACAACUCUUUCCGAAGCAGAAGCUGAAAAUGCGGAAAAGCUAAAAGAACAACCACAAGUAGAUGAAGAAGUUGCAGAAGAUUGUAAGGACUUGAAAACUAAGAAAAAAAUUUGA